Melozone crissalis (California towhee) is the source of this 2639-nucleotide messenger RNA. It is a transcript of the gene SYNJ2BP, whose product is annotated as synaptojanin 2 binding protein. NCBI's taxonomy places the organism in Eukaryota, Metazoa, Chordata, Aves, Passeriformes, Passerellidae. The record is from RefSeq and is a predicted model, not a curated record. The coding region runs from base 109 to 549 and encodes 146 amino acids. The transcript has 4 exons. Gene Ontology annotation, molecular function: protein binding.
CCCGUCCCGCAGGGACUACAACUCCCAGCGCUCUGCGGCGCGGCCCGGCGGCGGCCGAGGGGGUGAGAGCGGCUGCCCCGGGAGCCGAGUUCUCCUUCAGGCCGCAGCAUGAACGGCAGCGUGGCGGGCGGCGGCUACGCCGAGGAGAUUAUCAGCCUCACCCGCAGACCCUCAGGGUUAGGCUUCAACAUUGUUGGUGGGACAGAUCAGCAGUACAUUGCCAAUGACAACAGCAUCUAUGUCAGCUGGAUCAAAAAGGAUGGGGCAGCUUACCUUGAUGGCCGAUUACAAGAAGGAGAUAAAAUUUUAGCGAUCAAUGGCAAAGACUUGAAGGAUUUGCGGCACAAGGAUGCUGUGGAACUGUUCAGGAAUGCAGGCUAUCACGUGUCUCUGAAAAUUCAGCGCAGGUUGCAGCCACAGAAUGGCCCUGUGGGUCAAGGAGGAGAUGGAGAAUCAGGUGGGCUUCCUCUGGCAGCCAUUCUUGUGCCAGGCCUGGCGCUUGCUGCAACAGCAGUCUGGAUCUUGCUGAGGUAUCGACAGCGGAUGUGAAGAGUUCACGGCUGGGAUAUCACUGCGUAUUUUACACAGCUAUGAUGCAAUUUAAAGAUAGAGAAUCAACAAUCUUGUCACAGACUGAUGCCAAAAAGGAUCAUUGCCUAUCAUCAAAGUUGCUGCUGAUGUUCGUAUAUAUUGAUUUUGUUGCAGGGUGGAUAGAAGCAGAGAGAAAAAAAGGGAAGGGAGAGGACUGUGUUUAUGUAAAGAGUGGGAUAGCUGUAUUUUUUGACAAAUCGAGGAGGUUUUGCCAUCCUCUUCUAUUUUGCACCAUGAACUUUCAAACACACUCAUCUAUUCCACAUUUUAAGGUUUAACUUUUGGUUAAAGGGAGUGGGAGUGAUUUUAAAUCAAAAACAUUUUCUAGAGGCUUUGCCUUGUUUCCACAGAAUUUUUUCUUGAAUCUAAUGAAUUCUGUCCAAACCAUGAAUAAAGAGAAGCAAUGCAAAGGGUAUAUUAUUUUUCCUAUUGAAGUUUUGUCGGUUGUUGCUAAAUAAAUGCCUUAAAUGUGUAAAAUCUGAUCUGUGGUUUCACAGGUAAAAUCUUCAGUGUAGCUACUGAUUUAACAGCAAUAUGCAGUAUUGGUGAGACAUUUUGCCAGUUGUGGAAAGAUAGAAGAUAGCUUGCUGCUAGAAGAAGAUUGUGAUUGUCAAAAUGAUAGCUCAUUUUUGGGUCAGAGUUGUAAGAAAAAGCUUUCCACAAAAUGCUAGCAUACUGGAGAGAGACAGACAACUGAAUCACAAGGAUAAGUGGUGGCAAGAGAUUCAGGCAUGCUGAAGCUGUAGAAGAGCCUUUAAAUUCAUAGUGAAGCAAUAGUUCCUCCAUUCAUCAGGUGGGUUGAAGUCUACAUCUCUCAGGUUAGAGGUCUGGGGGUUAUUUUUUGCACAGGGAAUACUUCAGAUAAAAUUUUCGGUAGCAGCUAACUUGCUCUCUGCGGUCAGGAGACUCUUAUGAUGAUUGAAAGGGAGAAGCUGAGAGCAGGCUGGGGUUGUCCUGGCUUUUACUUGUUUGUGAAGAGUUAUGUGAUGUUCAGGAGAUGGACAGUCAGCUUUAAGCUGGGGUAAAGCCUAGCAGGUAAAAUCAGAGGGAAGAGACCCUCCUCUGGAAAGUAUAUGGCUGAAUUUACCUCCAGGGUCUCAUCUCCUCACUGUGAUUUGAAUAGAUUUAAAUGCCCUAGCUUGAUAGGAGCUCUGUGGGUAAGACCUGUUUCUCUUGUCUCCAAGAAAUCAAUGUGUUUUGUUGUUUUUUAAAAGAAAAGUGAAAUGCAUGGUCUGGUCUGUAUGAUGCCAAAGAAGAGAUCACAGAUGCAAUAUAUGUUUUCAAAGAAAAACUGGUGUCUUGGUGCUUUACUUAUCUCUGUUCUCAUAGGACAUUGCUGAUGUAUUUGAAAUUGUUGUGUUUGCUCAGGGCUAUGUUCCUGAGCAAACUGCUGGAGAUAAAAGUGGCUAUGCUGUUGAACAUGGCAUUCCUAAAUCACCUUGGAGCUUCAGAGCACUUGGAUCACAUGAAAUCUUGCUUUGGCCUAUAGACUGCUCUAGUGUAAGGGGAAGCGGAAACUGGAAGAAUUUUGCUCCAUGUUCUUAGGGGACUUUGGGAACAAUAUUGAUGUUGACUGGCCUGGGCUAAGGCAUGCAGUGACUUCCCUUGGCCUGCAAACCAGUUGUGCCUGAUAGCAGAAGGGCUGCUGUGUAGACAGAUCUUUGCAGCUACAGCAUGAACCAGCUUGUUUGUGACCUGCUCUGAAUAUUUGGCUGUGGUGUCCAUGUGCAGCCCAUGUGUGUGUUAAGAUGGGUGAUUAGAAAUUGAUGCUGUUUUAUCACAGCCUUCAGAAUAAACAGGCAGACAUUAAGAAAAUGGCCUGUCUUGUUAGCUUUUCCCUGAGUUGAGUUUCUGUGAUGAGAAGUAGUAUGUGGAUCAGGCUAGGAGCAUGAGAAUUUAUGGACAGUAAUGUUUUAGUCAUUUCCCAUUGAAGUAAGAGAAAGAAAAAGCUUUGGGAUUUUUUUUGUUUGUUUGCUUGUUUAACCUUUCAGCUUUGUGACUUUGAUACUGUUCAGACAUGACUGCCAUCUAUAUUGCAGGCAGUUUAU